GGGGUGGAGGGAGCAAAAUGGCGGCGGCCGCAGGGACCGAGUGAUGGCGGUGGUUGGGUGGUGCCGCGCCGGGUGCUGACGGGCUCCGGCUUCUUCCGCGGCCGCCGGGCAGGGCCCGUCCCGCCUCACCCCGCCUGUCCAGGCCGGGCCGGCGCCGCGGCCUCCGGUUCGCGCCCAGCCCAGCCGCUCCCCCCCCGCUGCCUCGGUCCCCCCCGAGCCGGUGUGAGCCGCUGAACCCCCGCGGUGUGAAGGCAGAGACCGUCGGGGCGCGCUGGGGUCGGUGCCGGGCUGUAGCCCAAGUCAUGGCAUCUCUCUGAACCGGGGCGGUGAAUAUGCGGUAGCCUGGGGUGAAUUCAGCCGGUGGGGCCGUUGGAGCGUCUCUCGCCUGGACCCCGCGAGGCCUGCGGUGAUGGAGGCGCUGCCCGAGCUCUACGCCAUCUUCCAGGGAGAGGUUGCUACAGUGACAGAAUAUGGGGCAUUUAUAAAAAUCCCAGGCUGCAGGAAACAAGGCCUUGUCCAUAAGACUCACAUGUCCUCCUGCCGUGUGGAUAAACCCUCAGAGAUAGUAGAUGUUGGAGACAAAGUAUGGGUGAAGCUUAUCGGAAAAGAGAUGAAAGAUGACAAACUGAAGCUUUCCCUCUCCAUGAAGGUUGUUAACCAAGGCACAGGAAAAGACCUCGAUCCAAACAAUGUUUCCCUUGAUCAGGAUGAGAGGAAAAAACGCACGUUCAGAGACUACACGAGUCAGAAGAUCACGCUUGAAGCUGUCUUGAACACUGUGUGCAAGAAAUGCGGUUGCAAAGGUCAUUUUGCCAAGGAGUGUUUCAUGCAGCCUGGAGGUACCAAAUAUAGCCUCAUUCCAGAAGAGGAGGAAGAGGAGGUGGCAGCAGCAGGAUAUGAAAGAGAUAAAAAGACCAGCAUGGUUGAUGAGCCUCCAAAAAAAAGGAAAAAGGAGAAGAAGAAGAAAAAGAAGCACAAGAAUAAGCAGUCCUCCGAGUCAGACUCAGACAGCUCAGACUCAGACAGCGAUGGGGCUCAGCCAGCCAGCAAGAGGACCAAGCAUUCAGGGAAGCCCAGCAAGGCUCAGAAGAAGAAGAAGAAAAAGAAGCAUAAGAAGAAGCCCCGGGAUUGAGCAGGCAGGCGUACUGGCAUUGUGAGUCCCUGGUGCACACCAUGAGGAGCGAGCAGAACUGAAUCAGCGCACCCCUUGCUCCAGGGACAAGGAGUUUCGUUCUCCUAAAAGUAACGCUCCGUGUGCGGUGUUACAGGUGUUGACUUUGAUACAAGUUGUCCUCUGUUACUUUAGGCGCGAGCUGCCGUUUUCUCCCACCAGUAGGCACUCCUGCCAAAAUAGGCUAAUUGCACCCCUUCGUCGGCACCUCUCCCAUCCUGUAGCCUCAUCGUUUCGCUGGGUGAGCUGCCAGCGCUCGGCGGCUCCCCUGGACAGUGCGGCCAGCUGCACCGAGCCUGCAUGACAUCAGCCCCAAUCCAGUUGCCUGUAAAAGGUGGAGCCGCGCAGCUGUGCUUUCCCUGCCUGUCCCGGCACCGUGCUCGGGAACAGAGGUGGUUGUUGCUGGGACCUGUGAUGGGGCUAUGUCCUCCCAGCCGGUAACAGUGUGGAGCUGCUUGGCUUUGGUCUGCAAACCUUCCCCCAGCCUCACUCAUUUCAUCUGCAAACAUUGGGAGUGAAAGAGUAAGAAGCAAAUGGAGGAGUGGAGGUAUUUUAAGUAAACAUUAACUGUGGUGUGUUUGCCGCCUUGCGAAGUGAUGAAAAAUAAAUCUCUCCAAUCUCCA
This is a messenger RNA of Harpia harpyja (harpy eagle), 1794 nucleotides long. RefSeq names its product zinc finger CCHC-type containing 17 (gene ZCCHC17). NCBI's taxonomy places the organism in Eukaryota, Metazoa, Chordata, Aves, Accipitriformes, Accipitridae. Gene Ontology annotation, molecular function: zinc ion binding; RNA binding. The record is from RefSeq and is a predicted model, not a curated record. The transcript is spliced from 8 exons. Bases 410 to 1132 code for a protein of 240 amino acids. Gene Ontology annotation, biological process: RNA stabilization.